This is a messenger RNA of Radiomyces spectabilis, 4380 nucleotides long. RefSeq lists its product as uncharacterized. Gene Ontology annotation, cellular component: cohesin complex; chromatin; nucleus. The record is from RefSeq and is a predicted model, not a curated record. Gene Ontology annotation, biological process: sister chromatid cohesion. The transcript has 20 exons. NCBI's taxonomy places the organism in Eukaryota, Fungi, Mucoromycota, Mucoromycetes, Mucorales, Radiomycetaceae. Bases 235 to 4038 code for a protein of 1267 amino acids. Gene Ontology annotation, molecular function: chromatin binding.
UUUUUGUUUCGCUUCAUAUUAAGACGCACAAAUAUGCUCAAGGCAGAAAGAAGUCUGUGGUCUUAGUUGGCGGAGUGUGCUGGUCACGUGCAGCAAAUAAUUGACGCGACUCUUUUUUCUGAGCCGACGCGUCGCUGACCUGAAAUUUUGGAGAUUGCCCGACACGCGUAGACACUGGUGAUUUCUUUUUCUUCUCUUUCUCAUUUCCCCUAUUCUUUAAUUGCUUCUUUGCCCAUGGCGAGAGGAACCAAAUCAAAAACUACCGCUCAACAGGCCGCUCAACAGGAUGACAGUGUACGACGCUCUCAUCGCGCUCGAACGGUUCCCGAGCUUUUCAUGAACCAAAAGUAUUCAAGUGCCUUGUCGAAACGACAACAGCAGCUUCAAGAAACCAACCAAUCGGACGACGACGAAGAGAGAGACGAACUCGAUUCCAGUGCCUCUGAAGAUAGCAGUAGUAGCAGUGACGAGUCUGAAAACGACAUGCAGAAUGAUACCGGCAAACAAGGACAUGCGCAACGCAAGCGAAGGACGUCCAAAUCAACGGGCAGAAAAAAGAAUGUCGCAAAAAAGAGAAAUGCUGCCAUGAUGUUUGCCACCGAAAGUCAAUUACUGGAACAAGUCAAUGUCGAUGAAGAAAUGACCAGUCUCUAUGAACAAGUAUCGAGUUCGGGUGCCAACAUGGACGACAUUGUAUCCACAUGGGUGACGGAAUACAAGGCGCAUAAACUCGAUGCACUGCGCACAUUGAUUAAUUUCCUCAUUCGAAGCUCAGGAUGCAUGAUGGCAGUGAGAGAGGAAGCUUUCAGCAAGGAGGAUAUAGCAGUGGAAGCUUUACAAGAACUUCAAGAAGAAUUGACCAAGCUGCCCAAUCCCGAGUAUCCCAUUAUUUCGAAAUCCAAGAGCAGCCAAUUGCUCAAACGAAACCUCAUCAUCUUUUUUCAAACUUUGAUCGAUCAAUGCCAAUUCGAUAUCAUUUAUGAUGGUACACUUAUUGAGACUUUGCAAAGCUGGCUCACGACCAUGUCCAGUUCCACCUAUCGUCCUUUCCGCCAUACAGCCACAAUCGUUGCUUUGAAGCUCAUCACUUCGCUCAGUAUCAUUGCGGACAAAACGGGGGAUGAAUUAGCCAUUGUCUCUCGCCAAUUGACUACGGAGAGUCGCAAAACCGGUCGCGCACGAAAUACGCAAAAGCACACAUUGCUGAAUCAGCGAUCGUCGGCUCUUCAGAGAAAACGCAAAGAUCUCAAAGAAUACCUCGACGACUUUUCGGAAAGUAUUUUUGUUCAUCGUGCGCGCGAUAUUGAGUCGGUCAUUCGUAUGGAAUGUAUUCGUGAAUUGUGUAACUGGAUCCAACAGUAUCCUAGUCACUUCUUGGACAACGUCUAUCUUAGAUACUUCGGCUGGGCGUUCAAUGAUCAAAGCGCAUCGGUGCGAGCGGAAUCUGUCAAAUGCGCCACCAAAUUAUAUAAGCUGGAAGAUGUUGCUGCCAAGUUGGGCGAAUUCACAGAUCGAUUCAAGUCACGCAUUGAGGAAAUCGCACUCUACGAUAUUGAUGUUUCCGUCCGUGUUGCUGCCGUUGGAUUAUGCAAUGUCAUGUUUGCGUCCAAACCCUCCAUCUUGUCCGAUGAUACACGAAAAGCCUUCUCAGACCUCAUUGUUUCCAACAGCGCACGUAUCCGCAAAACAGUAGCACCAUUUGUAAAAGCAAUGAUUGAAAAUGAUAUUUUGAAGCCCAAGAUUGCCGAUACGCGAGACGCUCUUGCUUCCGCUGCGAAUGAACCUCACUCAGAAGACGCCAGACGUACACGGACACGUAAACCUGCCGUGUCUGCAAAUAUUCAAGUCAAUAACAACUGGGUGGCAUGGAAGAGCAUGGCUUCUUUCUUGGUCGAUCGUGUAAAGAAAACGAAUCUUUUUGACUGCAACGGCGAAAUCAUGACGAGCAGCACUUCUUCCGAAUGGAACAUUGCUGUACAAGAAACCAGCACGCUCAUUAGCAACACAAUUGAAGCGCUGUGGGGACAUGUUCAAGUGAUCCAGGAUUAUCAAAGUAUUUCGGACUACCUCUGUCGUGAUCACUCAAAUACGCACCAGCACAACGAAGCAAGCAUUUCAGAAAGUACCAUUGCAUCGUGCUAUCAGUUGACUAGCGAUGAAGAAACGGUGCUUGUUAUUGCAUAUGUGAUUUGUCUACGAAACUUGAUACAAAGGGGUACCGAAAAAGGCACCGGAGCAACGAAGGAGAAGAAAAAGGAUGACGGACAAUUGGAGACGUUGCGAAACGAUAUGUCGCGUCAUCUUGUUCAAGUGCUGCCGACCCUUCUCAAGAAGCAUAGCGAUGAUGCCAUCAAAAUGAUGCAUCUCGUGACUGUGCCCCAGUUGAUGAACCUUAAUGUUUAUGUGGAGUUGCGAAUGGAAGAGAGUUACAAAGAAUUAUUGCAAGGACUCAUCAAGAUCUAUGGUGGUGGCACUUUACCGGACCUGCUGCUCAACUGUGCUCAGUCGCUUCAGCAUAUGUUUGACACGGUCGGUUUAGCUGAAAUCAAUGAAGCAUGCUUGCCUGAACUCCUCGAAAAGGUCAUGAAUCAAGUACGAGAUGCAUGCCGUGAAAAGGAUUUCUUUACAGCUCGUUUUACUUCGGAAGAUUUACACGCCAUCUCUACCAGCAUUUUACGACUGGAUUACUUGACGAACGUUAUGGAUAUCACCGAAGCCAUGGAUGAAUCCGAAGACAUGCAUAGCGAUGUCACCGAACUCGUCGGCGGUCUCGUAGAUAGAGCCACCUUGGGUUUCAAGAACGAGGAGCAGAUUUCUUGUUCCGCUAUGGCCAUCUUAUUCCGCUACGUCGCAUGGAAGUGCCAGCAGAUACAAGCGGAUCCGCAGCUCGAAGAUCGUGGAAAGAUUGCAGCUGCUAAACUGCAAAAGCGACGCGACUGGAUAUUGGAAAAAUUCAAUGAAUUAGUCACUGCCUCGGAAGUGUCGCCCAAACCCGGUGUGCGUUGUCAUGCUUUUGGUACACUGGUGGAUCUCUACUGGUUGUUCUCCAGCGAUCUGUUCUCGACAACGUUUGUUCUUCAGAACUUGCAAGUCUCUUGCCCUGUCAACGUAUACGAACAAUCCACCAAAUACGUAGCGGCACAACUGAAAGGGUGGAUUAAUCAAACAGCAGAAGAAGGACUAGCAGAUCAAGAGGGUCUGUCAAUUCUGCUCGUCGGCUUUGCUCGUGCUAUCAUGCUUGGUGUGUUUGAUGUGGCGGGCGCGCACAUCUUGCUUCGUCAUUUUGGACAAUUGGGUAGUGAAUUGGAUACUAUUGUGAAAACAUUACUUUCCGAACUCAAGGAGGAUCUCAACCGCGAUGAAUCAACGGCAACCAAGAUCUGUAAGAUGUUCCUGGUGUCAUUGAAAGAGUCGUUUGAAGCACAAGUGGAUCAAUCACCUCGAUCUAUUGAUCAGGUCUUGAAGUUGGCCCGUCUUCAGGCCCGAAUGAUUAAACAAGUGAACGAAUCCGAUCCUGUGCGCCAGGUUCCACCGCAUGCUGUAUGCGACCAGCUGCAUUUGGAAGGCAUCAAUUACGCCGUCACCAAAGCGGCCGAACAUCAGCAGCAAGACAAUGAAAUUGCCAAAGCAAUCAGUCUGCGAUUCUUCAAGGUGUUGUCCGUGUUCGGCAACCAAUUAACCCGAGCUCGCGAUGUCGCCAACAUCCACAAAUAUCUCGAAGACCGUUUGCAGGAGAAGGGUCUGGAGCCAAACCAGGCCGAUAAAGAAUGGGAUGGCUAUUUGGCCUAUAUCAAAUCCAUCGAUGCUUUGCUCAAGAAGAAGGGAUUGCGUUAUGAUGCGACCAGAAGGACGGAAACGGUAGCUACGCCUGCAGCGAUGGAAUUAGAAGAGACGAUCCGUGGGGCAGAAGUUGGAGAGGAUGGGCAGGAAGACGAGACGGAUGUCAGAGAUCUGGCCAUUCGUGAAAUCUCCAAACGUGCUCUUGCGGAAACGGAUAUGGACACAGAUGAAGAUACCGUUAAUAAGCGACGACGUUAAUAGGAUCAGUGAUGAUGAUGUUAUAUUCCUUCCAUUUAUUUCACAGAGAAAUAUCGAAUUCCUUGUGUGGUCACAUUGAUUUGCAUAAACCAUUUUCCCAUUGUUAUCGAUACGUGCGGAGAUGACGACAUCUGAGUUGCAUGUUUGUCUAUAUGUGUGUAUGUGGGUAUGUGUGUUUUCACAAAGGUUUGAUGGCAAUACAGCAAUUUGCUACUAUUUUUCAAUUAUCUCGGCCUAAAUUUUGGUCAUCGUGUAUCUGUUGUCAUUUACAUUUAUUAGCCUAGAUCAUGCUUUCCGUUAAAGAAUACUGUUUCGGGAGACACGGCAACUCUUGCAUUCAAG